Messenger RNA from Plutella xylostella (diamondback moth), 2234 nucleotides. Its product is annotated as putative fatty acyl-CoA reductase CG5065. Gene Ontology annotation, molecular function: alcohol-forming very long-chain fatty acyl-CoA reductase (NADP+) activity. Gene Ontology annotation, cellular component: peroxisome. NCBI's taxonomy places the organism in Eukaryota, Metazoa, Arthropoda, Insecta, Lepidoptera, Plutellidae. The record is from RefSeq and is a predicted model, not a curated record. Gene Ontology annotation, biological process: long-chain fatty-acyl-CoA metabolic process.
CAGGGUGAUGUUUACUCCUCUCCACUUCGUCUCCACCACCACCGUCCCCCCCACGUGCGCCUGCGCAGCUGAUCAUCAGUCCACCGCAGCGCAGCGCGGGACUAGCAGCGUCCGCGCCACAGUGUAGUGUUGUGAACAGUGAAUACUCGCCUGCCAGCCACAAUGACCUCGCAGAUCAACGAGUGGUACCGCGGGCGGAAGGUCCUGGUGACUGGCGCGUCGGGCCUCAUGGGCAAGGUGCUCAUAGAGAAGAUGCUCUACUCCGUGCCAGACAUCGGCUGCAUAUACGCGCUGGUGCGGGGGAAACGGGGCAAGACUCCGGAGGCCAGGAUCGAGGAGAUGUGGAAACUGCCGCUGUUCCAGCGUCUCCGUGAAGAGAAGCCGCACAUGAUGAAGAAGCUCAUCCCUCUCCCCGGAGACAUCCUCAGCGAGGAGCUGGGCGUGGAGCCCGCGCUGCUGCGGCGGGUGUGCGACGAGGUGUCAGUGAUCUACCACUUCGCGGCCACACUGCGCCUCGAGGCUCCACUGAAGGACGGUCUCGAGAUGAACACAAACGGCACCAUCCGAGUCCUGGGUGUAGCCAAGCGGUGUAAGAACCUGGCCGCGUUCAUACACCUGUCCACGGCGUUCUGUUACCCGGAUUAUGAGCGCAUGGCUGAGCGGGUGCACGACCCCCCCGAAAACCCCCACGACGUUCUCCAAGCAGCGAGCUGGCUGUCCGAGCAGCAACUGACCCUCCUAGCGCCAUCUAUCAUGAAGAAGCACCCCAACUCGUACACCUACAGCAAGCGGCUGGCGGAGGCGCUGGUCAGAGAGGCGUAUCCGGAGCUGCCCGCGUGUGUGGUCCGCCCGAGCAUAGUGACUCCGUCCUUCAAAGAGCCGAUGCCGGGCUGGGUGGACAACCUCAACGGGCCCAUCGGCCUGAUGGUGGGCGCCGGGAAGGGUGUUAUACGUUCCAUGCACUGCUACGGACACUAUCAUGCUGAGGUCAUUCCCGUGGAUAUAGCUAUCAACGCGCUGAUUUGUAUCGGCUGGGAGAUCGGCACGCAGAAAGAAAGAUCCCCAGAGAUCCCAGUCUACAACCUGACAACAGGGGACGACAGGAACACGACCUGGAAGCAGGUGCUGGACAACGGGAAGGCCACCAUCAGGAAGUACCCCUUCGAGGGCCCCCUGUGGUACCCCGACGGGAACAUCCGGCAUAACAAGUACCUGCACGCGUUGGCUGUGUUCUUCUAUCACAUUGUGCCGGCGUAUCUGAUUGAUUUUCUGAUGCUGAUCUUUGGGCAGAAGCGAUUCAUGGUACGCAUCCAAAACCGGAUAUCCACCGGCCUAGAAGUCCUGCAAUACUUCACAACGCGCGAGUGGUGGUUCGACACGCACAACUUCAACGCACUGCCGUCCAAACUGAAUGCCGUGGACAAGGAGACCUUCCCUAUGGACCUGACCAUCAUUGAGGAUGAGCCGUAUAUAGAGAGCUGCAUGAUUGGAGGGAAAUUGUACUGUUUGAAGGAGAAAAUGGAGAAUCUGCCGAAGGCCAGGCUGCAGAAUAAUAUCCUCUUCGUGUUAGACCGUCUGGUGUCCUUAUUCUUCUACCUGUUCAUCAUAUCUCUGGUGGCGUCGUACUUCGAGCCAGCGCGAGUGUUACUCUCAUACGGAGGCCCGAUAGUGAGACAUCUACCCUUCGUCGGGAAAGCUGUAUUCGGUCAACAAUAAUGUACUGUUAUUGUUGCUAAGUAAUAACUGUAGCUUUACCACCGCUUUAAGAUGAGACGACGAUUUCGUGAUACUCUGUUAUUGUUAGGCCUCAUUUGGGCAUAAAAUGAUGGAGCGUAUUUUAUUUUUUGCCUAACCCUUUGGGUUUAUACUCAAAUGGGAGGAAAAUCUAUAGAAAAACGCGGCUCAAAGUUGCUCAUAUUGUGUUUAAAUUAACAGAUUUCAUUGAAAUUGGAAAUUAAGAAUAAUGGUAUUGUAUGAUAUUUUACUUGUAUAAUUUGUACCUAAGUUAGUAAUAAUUACUUUAGCUACUACAUUUAAGGUUGCCUCAGUUUAUUAUUGUGACUGAACUAAAUACAGAUUUGAAUGGAACAGGGACGGCGAUAGUUAAAGAAAACUAUUUUUUACAUUCUAAGGUUGUAAUUAUUAUAGUUUUUUUUCUGUCUUAAGAUUAAUAACAAUUGUUAACAUAACAUACGUCUGCGUAUAUUAUUGAGAAUAUAUCUAUAAAUAUGUUA